AUGGCAGACAAAUCCGCGGACCUGGUCGCGUACGCGAAGGAGAUCGCGCCGACGACGGACCUCUUCGCGAUCCUCGGCGUGGACGCGACGUCGACCAACGACGAGAUCCACCGCGCCUGGCGCCGCACCGGUCUCAAGUACCACCCGGACAAGGCGGGAGACGCCUACGACCCGGAAAAGUACGAGGGCAUCACGCGCGCCCGCGAUGUGCUCCUCGACCCGGCCGCCCGCGAGGCCUACGACCGCUCCCGCGCCGCCGCCCUCGAGAACCAGCGCCGCAAGGAUGAGAUGUCGGCAGGCCGCCGGCGCAUGAUUGAGGAGCUCGAGGCGGCCGAGAGGGCCGCGAGGGGUCAAGGGGGGCUGGGAGGACAGCAGCAGCAGGAGCAGGAGAAGCUGUCGGCAGAGGAGGCGCGCCAGAGGCAGGAGGCCAUGCGGGCCUGGGAGGACCUCAAGAGGAAGAGGCGGGAGGCGGAAGAGAGCGAGAGGUUGGCCGCUUCUGAAAAGGAGAUGAAGAGCCGGGCCGAUGAUGCCGAGCGAGACGCGCGAGAGGCGGCGAUCGAGCAGAAGCUCAGGGAGAACGCCGAGAAGAAAGCGGCCAAGGCGAGGAGAAAAGCUGAGAAGGAUGGUGUGCCAUUACCAACACAUUCAGACGCGCCACCGUCGGGCAAGGAACACGGGCCGGAUGACGCCAUGACUGCUGUCCGGCAGACGGUUGCGGAUGCCAUAAAGACCGCAACACUUGCCAGGGAAUCAGGCUCGCCAGCUUUGGAGGAGAACCUUGCCUCGUCGAUUGAGAAGACAAGAGAUUCUGCAAAAGCAGCAAACUGGCUGGUCAUGGCCAUGAGUAAGGAACCAGUGGCCGCGCAAACAAAUGCCAGUAGAGAAAAUAGCCCUUGGUCAACCAUAAAAGCCAAGGCGGCUGCCUACCAGACGUGGCGGGAUGCUACGGCCGCAUUUUUGAGUGCACAUCCAGCCGACGGUCAUCAAGACUCGGCAUAUUCAAGGGAAAACGUGCUGGCAGCAACCGAAAAGACAUUGCAGUCGGCGCAAAAAACAGAGCAGUGGCUACGAGAGGCUUUAGAAUGA
Pyricularia grisea is the source of this 1086-nucleotide messenger RNA. RefSeq lists its product as uncharacterized. Bases 1 to 1086 code for a protein of 361 amino acids. Gene Ontology annotation, cellular component: spliceosomal complex. NCBI's taxonomy places the organism in Eukaryota, Fungi, Ascomycota, Sordariomycetes, Magnaporthales, Pyriculariaceae. Gene Ontology annotation, biological process: spliceosomal complex disassembly. The transcript has a single exon. The record is from RefSeq and is a predicted model, not a curated record.